Bacillus rossius redtenbacheri is the source of this 12313-nucleotide messenger RNA. It is a transcript of the gene dom, whose product is annotated as helicase domino. Gene Ontology annotation, cellular component: Swr1 complex. The transcript has 45 exons. The record is from RefSeq and is a predicted model, not a curated record. The coding region runs from base 243 to 8789 and encodes 2848 amino acids. NCBI's taxonomy places the organism in Eukaryota, Metazoa, Arthropoda, Insecta, Phasmatodea, Bacillidae. Gene Ontology annotation, molecular function: ATP hydrolysis activity; ATP binding; ATP-dependent chromatin remodeler activity. Gene Ontology annotation, biological process: chromatin remodeling.
UUUCUCGUGGAAGGCGUAGAAUUCCGUUUAAGUUGGAGAUUGGACGCCAUGUUGUGCUAGUAACUCCGCGCGACCUAACGCGUCAAAUUACUGCCAAUAUUAUGUAUAUAUGUUUUGAGUUGACUGUGACGUUAGGUAUCUAAUUGAUCAUUGCAUUGUUUCCGCGGAGUGUAUGCAAGUAUUUAUCAUGGAUGAGGUCCCUAUGCUUCAUUAUUUUGUGAUAACAUAAUGGUAGUGUGCGGAUGAGCGACCAGCAGUUGGGGGGUGGUGGCAGAGGGACGCCCCGGCCACCACCCCCGCAGCACCAGGCGGUCAGCGUCGCGCCCGGCCAGGCCGUGCGUAUGCAGCAGGUGCUCACCACCCGCGGCCAGCAGUUCACCCUCGUCAACGUCCCGGGACUCACCCAGGUGAUGCCCGCCGGAGCGACGUCCCUGCAGCAGGCGGGUGUCGCGAGGAUCCUCAACAUCGGGCCGUCGCAGCGCGUGAGCAUGGUGGGGCACGCCCCCGCGAGCAACGGCGUGCCGGACCCCGCGGGACGCACGGUGUCCCUGGUGGCCAUCGGCCAGCCCCUGGUGGGCGCCCUGUCGUCCCCGCCGCGCCAGGCACUGCUGGUGCGGGCCCCCGCCCCGGCGCACAAGAGGCCGCGCGAGCCCCAGGCGAGGCCGCCGCCCAGCGACGAGGUGGCGGCACUGCGCCGGGGCUGCGCGGAGCACCGGGCCAUGCGGGCGGACCGGGCCCGCAGCGACUACGCGGAGAAGGCGGCGGAGCUCAUCUUCCUGCAGGCGGGGGGCGACCUGCUCAACUACCUGGAGUGGCGCCAGGGCUCCUUCUCCCCUCAGUUCCUGCACUUGUUCCGGGUCCAUCGGCUGGACCCGGGGGACGACGACGAGGACCUCACCCCGCUGCUGAAGAGGGCCAGGGUCGCGCCCAGCGUGCCGCCUGCCCCGGUCACCCCCUCCAUCCCCGCCACUGCCGCGGAGCCCCAGCCAGGAGCGCCGGAGGUGAACAGCGUUGGGCGGCCGUCGCCGGCGGACAGGCGCUCCGCCCCGGCCUCGCCCACCAAGCGGCCGGCGGCGGCAGGCAGCCAGGAGCAGAUGGCGGAGAAGGCCCGCCAGGAGGCUCACGUGCUGCAGCGAGUGUCGGAGCUGCAGCGCGAGGGACUGUGGUCGGAGCGGCGGCUGCCGCGGUGCCAGGAGCCGCCCCGCACCAAGGCCCACUGGGAUUACCUGGUGGAGGAGAUGGUGUGGCUUGCCGCAGACUUCGCCCAGGAGCGCAAGUGGAAGAAGGCUGCUGCCAAGAAGUGUGCGAGGUGCGUGCAGAAGUAUUUCCAAGAGAAGGCCAUCCAGGCGCAGAAAGCUGAGAAAGGCCAGGAGCUGAGGCUCAAGAAGAUUGCCAGCAUUGCUGCCAAAGAGAUCAAGACUUUCUGGGCCAACGUCGAGAAGCUGGUGGAGUUCAAGCAGCAGACGCGGCUCGAGGAGAAGCGCAAGCAGGCCCUGGACCAGCACCUCAGCUUCAUCGUUGACCAGACGGAGAAGUACUCGACCAUGCUGGCCGCCAGCAUGAACAAGGGCCCGAGCGCCGCCCCCAGCCUGCAGUCCUCCCGGCGCUCCUCCCCCACCCCGCAGCUGCAGCCCCUCUCCGCCUCCGACGAGGAGUUUGAGCCGCGGGAGGGCUCGACGGACGACGAGGAGACGAUCGCGCGGGCGGAGGAGGAGGACGAGGAUGGGGGGGAGCAGCCGGGGCCCGCGGACGAGCUGGAGCUGCUGCAGCAGGAGGGGCUGGCCCCCCUCGAGGACCUGGAGCUGCUGCGGAACCUGCCCAGCGACUACUACCGGCAGGACCGCCGCCUCCAGGAGGACUCGUCCAGCCCCGACGACGACGAGUUCGUGGUGCCGUCGGACAAGGGCGCGACGGACGACGAGGAGACCAUCCAGGAGGAGGAGGCGAAGGAGCGACACGUGGACCACAGGAGGGAGAUCGCAGAGCUGGAGGCGGAAAACGAACUGAGCAUAGAUGAACUGCGGGCCAAGUAUGCGACCGAUGUGCCUGAGCCGAAUGAUGAGCUGCCGAGUAACUCUGAGUCCUCCAGUGAGGAGGAAGACGAGGCUGACGAGCAGUCUGGCAGUGGCUCGGAGGAGGAAUACCUGCCCGGGAGCGUGUCCAAGGAUGCGGGAGGUCUGAGCCUCAAGGAUCUGCUCGACAACUCCAGUGAGUCGAAGGACAAUGAGGAGAGCAGGAACGAGAUCACGGACGUGGCGGCCCUGGCGGAGAGCAUCCAGCCCACGGGGAACACUCUCUCGUCGACCAGUGUGGUCACCAAGAUCCCCUUCCUGCUGAAGCACACGUUGCGGGAGUACCAGCACGUGGGGCUCGACUGGCUGGUCACCAUGUACGACCGCAAGCUGAACGGCAUCCUGGCCGACGAGAUGGGGCUGGGCAAGACCAUCCAGACCAUCGCGCUGCUCGCCCACCUCGCCUGCGAGAAGGGCAGUUGGGGCCCACACCUUAUCAUAGUUCCUACCUCUGUGAUGCUCAACUGGGAGAUGGAGUUCAAGAAGUGGUGUCCUGCCUUCAAGAUACUCACGUACUAUGGCACCCAGAAGGAGCGCAAGAUGAAGAGAACCGGGUGGACAAAGCCAAAUGCCUUCCACGUGUGCAUUACAUCUUACAAGCUGGUGAUCCAGGAUCAUCAGAGCUUUCGACGCAAGAAGUGGAGGUACCUGAUCCUGGAUGAAGCGCAGAACAUCAAGAACUUCAAAUCGCAGCGGUGGCAGCUUCUCCUCAACUUUCAGACGUUGAGACGCUUGCUUCUGACCGGCACGCCACUCCAGAACAAUCUGAUGGAGCUGUGGUCACUGAUGCACUUUCUCAUGCCUACCGUGUUCCAAUCCCACCGCGAGUUCAAGGAGUGGUUCUCGAACCCGGUGUCUGGCAUGAUCGAGGGCAACGCCGAGUACAACGAGAAUCUCAUCAAGCGCUUGCACAAGGUGUUGCGGCCUUUUCUGCUGAGGCGGCUCAAGACUGAGGUUGAGAAGCAGCUGCCCAAGAAGUAUGAGCAUGUGGUCAUGUGUCGCCUUUCCAAGAGACAACGCUACCUCUACGAUGACUUCAUGUCCCGUGCUAAGACGAAGGAGACGCUGGCCUCUGGCAACUUGCUUAGCGUCAUCAACGUGCUGAUGCAGCUGCGGAAGGUGUGCAACCACCCCAAUCUCUUCGAGGUUCGCCCCACAGUCUCGCCUUUUCAGAUGGAAGGCAUUGUGCUUCACACUGCCUCUCUUGUCUAUGCCGCCCUCCAUUACAACCCCUUUAAGCACGUGGACCUGAAGGCCCUGAACCUGGUGUUCUCGCACUUGGAGUACGAGCUGUCUGCGUUCGCGGCGCACCGGGCCAAGCGCUACUACCUGGGGCGCCGGGCCAUGGAGCAGGUGGACAGCAGUCCGGAAGCUCCGCCCGUCCCCCGGAGUCGCGUCAACCUCAACGUCAAGAUCUCCAGCAAGCAGCAGGAGCACCAGCUGUCGGCCGUCAUCCGGGCCUACAAGCUGCGGCCGCCUCCGCCACCCCUUCCUCCCGCACCGACUGCCGAAGAAACUUCACAGACGGCUCCAUCCGGCGCUGUCGCACAGGAUCGAUGUUCCUUCCAGAUGAUGCUGUCCCAUCCUAGUGGAGUGCAAGCGAUCCCCGUAACGGGACCGGGCCCCGGGGUGGUCCACCCGCAGCAGCAGCAGCAGCAGGCGAGGAAGGCGGGGAUGCUUGCGAUGGACGGCGGCGGCGGCGGCUCCCCGCGCAACUUGGGCUUCGCCCAGCUCGUGUGCACCCCGUUCGGCAAGCAGAUCCUCCUGACUGUCAACCCGUCCACCCAGAGCAUCAGCUCCACCUCCUCGCUGCCGGGCACCACCACUGUGCUGACGGCGAGCGGCCCGCGGGUGACGGUGCUGUCGAAAGGCGUGGACGGCGUGGUCGCCAGCGCGCCCGCCGCGGUGGUGAACCGCCUGUCCACCGGCCUGGUGGCGUCGGGCCACGCCCCGGUGCGGCCGGUCAUGCGGGUGCCGCCCCUGAACGUGGCGGUGACCACGACGUCCGUGGCGACCACCACCGUCACCACGACCACCACUCGCACCAGCGCCGCCGUCACGCAGCCCGUGUUCACCACCGCCGUGCACGCGCUGCGCAACAACGCCGUCGUGCGGCCCGUCGUCGUCAAGAAGGAGGCGCUCGAGGAACCGCGCUCAGUCUUCUAUCUGCCGGAGCUGGAGCGGGCGGAGCAGCAGCGACGGCGGGCCCAGCUGGAGCUGCGCAGCGCCGUGAACAGGCGGCGGGUGGAGCCCUCCCCGCUGUACGGGGCGGACGUGGUGGAGGCCGUGCGCAGGGCGGCGUCCCCCUGCUCCUCCUGGCAGCGGGCCGGCGGUCUGCCCGGGCUGGCGCUCUCCCCACAGCAGAGGGUCACCCAGCUGCGAGACCUCUUCUCCAGGUUCGUGCUGUGCGUGCCAGCGGUGACGGCGCCGGCGCCGCAGCUGCGCGUGUGCCACCCUCCCCCCUCCCGCUUGUGGGAGGAGCAGUGCUGCGAGGAGCGGCUGAGGCGCGAGCUGGGGCCGCGCAUGGCCCUGCUGCACCCGGUGGCCUCCGCCAUGGCCACGCAGUUCCCGGAGCCCCGCCUCAUCCAGUACGACUGCGGCAAGCUGCAGGUGCUGGACAGGCUACUGCGGCAGCUGAAGACCGGACACCACCGCGCGCUCAUCUUCACGCAGAUGACGAAGAUGUUGGACGUGCUGGAGGCCUUCCUCAACUACCACGGCCACAUAUACCUGCGUCUGGACGGCACCACGCGGGUUGACCAGCGGCAGAUGCUGAUGGAGCGAUUCAACGCAGACCCACGCAUCUUCUGCUUCAUCCUGUCAACGCGGUCUGGCGGCAUCGGAGUUAACCUCACAGGAGCGGACACUGUGAUAUUCUACGACAGCGACUGGAAUCCUACCAUGGACGCUCAGGCACAGGAUCGUUGCCACCGCAUCGGGCAGACCCGGGAUGUGCAUAUAUAUAGGUUGGUCAGCGAAAUGACUGUGGAGGAGAACAUCCUGAAGAAGGCCAAUCAGAAGAGACUCCUCGGAGACCUCGCCAUUGAGGGUGGCAAUUUCACCACUGCCUACUUCAAAAGUACCACAAUCCAGGAUCUUUUCAACGUUGACGUUGCUGAGCUGGAUGCAUCGCGAAGAAUGGCAGAUGUUUUGGAGCGGUCCAACAAGCGUGAGAGGAGACAGAAAGAAGAAGCGCAACCGGGCGACGGCGCGGUGUCGCAGCUGCUGCCGUCGUCGCCGUCGGAGGACAAGGCGGCGCUGGGGGCCCUGGAGAGCGCGCUGGCCGCGGCCGAGGACGAGCCGGACGUGCGGGCCGCGCGCACGGCCAAGGCAGAGGCGGCCGCCGAGCUGGCAGAGUUCGACGAGAGCAUCCCGCUGGAGGAGGGGGAGGGCUGUGCCGAGCCCGAGCUGAGCCGCGCCGAGCUGGAGGUGCAGCAGCUUGUGGAGCAGCUGACGCCGGUGGAGAAGUACGCGAUGCGCUUCGUGGAGCAGACCGAGGCGGCCUGGUCGGCCGAGCAGCUGGCGGCCGCCGAGGCAGAGAUCGAGCAGCAGAAGCGCGACUGGGAAGCAGGGCGUCUCCAGGCUCUGCGUCAGGAAGAGGAGCGCCUGGCAGCGGCUGACGAAGACGACGACCAGAGGAACCGGAUCACCUAUUCGCAUGUCGACGCCCACAACCAGGUCAAUACCACUCCCAGCCGCAGGGGGAGGGGCAAGGCGGGUCAGCAUCGGCCUCCCCGUCCCGAGUCACUCUCUUCCUCUUCUUCCUCCUCCUCUUCCUCGUCCGAGGACUCUUCCGGCGAGUCGGUGUCGACCAGCAGGAGCGAGAGUGGGGGCAGUGGCUCGGGCACCGAGUCGGAGAGGAAGUUCGCGAUCAGAGGCGCCCGACAGCGCGUCCUCAACAACCACGGUCCCGACAGCCCGCGCACACGCUCCCGCGGCUCCGUGAGCAUUAACCUGUGGACGCUGGACGUGAGCCCCAUCCUCCCCUCCGCGAGAGGGGCGCACGGCCGCAGGAGGAAGGGUCGGGGCCCCCGUGCGUCUCCGGGGACCUCCCCGGUCGACGAUAAGGACCCCUCGGCGUCGAGGCUCGUCAUUCGCACCAGGCGGUCCUCUACGGUCGGCUUCACCGAUGGCAUUAAGCUGGUCAUCAAAAACGAUUCCUCCUCAGAGUUCCUGUCGAAGAGGCCGUGCAGAAUCACACGCAGAUCUGAAGGAAGCACAACAAAAGAAGACCAGUCGUGUAAGGUGUGGGUGUCUGACAAAACCAGUGAGCAAAUGCCGAUGUGGUGCCCGCCGACGCCGCCUCAGGGAGACAACGACGUGUACAUCGACCACGCGGUGGGGUUCCUGUACGAGCAGACGACCAUGUCCGAGGCGCAACUGCCCCCCGUCUACGUCAAGAAGGAGCUGAAGCGGCGCCACGAGGUUAUGCUGCCGCUGGUGGAGCGAGAAGGCCGGCGGCCGAUCAAAGUGCGCCACAAGGAGGAAUGCGCGGUCGCUCCCCGCUCGCUGUUCGAUCGCUCGCCGUCCGCCAUCGCGAAGAUGCGGCGCGAGAUGAAGCUUCAGAAGUCGCGCGGCGUGUUCCGCUCCCCGGGGCCGCCGCUGCUCAAGCCGGCGAUUGCCCUCGAGCCGGACUCCAGCCCUGAUUGGUCCAUCCUUGAGGACUGGGUCCUGUUGCAGACGCUGCAGUCAGUCCUGGAGCUGCCUCUGAACCUGAGCCUGGUUCCCCCGGGACACGCCCCCAACUGGGAGCUGGUGGCGGACCUGGUUAGUGGCGUCGCACGCGUCUCGCGCACCCCCAAGCAGUGCUGCAACAGGUACGAGUCGGUGAUCAUGCCGCGUGAGGAGGGACGGCUGCUGCUGGAGGGGGGCCCCAAGCGCCAGAAGAAGACGAAGGGCGUGUACAAGCUGGGCGCGGCGCACGUGAAGGGCCACGCCCUGCGCACGGCGCAGCUGCACGCGCAGGACAGCAACGCCGGCGCCACCCAGGCGGCGAGCCGGCGCUUCGAGGUGAUGCGCGCCGUGGCGGGCCACCGCACGCCCACCGUCAAGCCGUGCAUCCCGCACCCCAGCGUCAGGAACCCCAAGCACGCCGCCGUGCUCAGCAACGACAAGAUCAAGUUCGACAGCCCCAUCAUGCCGGUCGACAUCAUCAGCCUGCGCAACGAGCGCCUCGCGCAGGAGAAGCAGAAGACCGUGCAGGCGGUCGCCGCGGGCCUGUCGGCGGACCAGCAGCGCCUGGUGGUGCAGCGGCUGCAGCAGCAGCAGCUGGUGGCGGCCGCCGUGGCCAAGGCGGCGGCGCAGACGCCCCAGCAGGCGGCCGUCGUGGUGGCCGUGAGCAGCCCGUCCCCAGCCCUCGCCGUGCAGGAGAUGGUGUCGGGCGGCCAGGUGCGAGCGGUCGCCGGCACGCCGACGGUGGUGUCGGUGAGCAGCCUGGUGUCGGGGCAGGUGCAGGCGGCCGGCCAGCGCCUCGCCACCGCCAGCCUCGUCGCCUCCCAGCCGCAGGUCGUGGCGGCCGCCGGGAAAGGGGUGGUGGCGGGAUCGGGGGGCAAGGUGCUCAACCCCACGCAGAUCCACUACUACCGGCAGCACGCGCUGCUCAAGCAGCAGCAGAGCCGCAUGCGCGACCUGAAGGUCAUCCAGGCGCAGGGCAGCGCGGGCCAGAAGGUGUCCGUGGCGGUGACCACGAUGGCCGUGGCCAGCGUCACGGCCGCCCAGGGCCAGCAGCGCACCCAGCUGCUGAAGCAGGGCGUGGGCGGCAAGCAGGCUGCCAUCGGGCGGCCCAUGUCCGAGGCGGAGAUGGCGCUGCUGCUGAAGCGACAGCAGCAACUGGCCGCCGCGCAGCAACAGCAGAAGGCGCAGGCGCAGGUCCCCACGCAGACGGGGCUCACCCCCGCGCAGAUCCUGGCGCAGGCCGGCCUGCAGGUACAGCAGGCGGGCAGCAGCGGGGCUGCGCAGGUGGCGACCCUGGUCAAGACGGUGGGGUCGUCGCAGAGCGUCACCAUCCCGGUGGCCAGCAUGACGCUGCCCGGCGUCAAGAGCCCGUCCCAGCAGCACCAGCUGCGCCAGCUGGCGCUCCACCAGCACCUCAUGCAGCGCAAGCUGCCCGCGCAGAAGGUGGCGCAGUUGGCCCAGGUAGCUGGGAAGGGCGGGCUGCCCACGCAGCUGAUCGUGCAGUCGCCCAAGACUCUGCAGGGCAACGUCACCAUGCAGCAGAUACACCACCUGGUGAAGACCGUGCAGCAGCCUCACAUCACGCACGUGUCGAGCGGCGGGGCGACGGCCGGCCAGGUCAUCUCCCACACGAUGCUGGCCAAGGCCCCGCAGGUGUCGGCUGCCACGGGCCGCCUCAUCUCCGCCAGUGCCGCGCAGCCCGGCCUCAAGCAGAUACAGCUGUUGCAGGUGGUGACAGCCACGCCGGGCGCCCGCUCCUCCAUGUCCAACGUGACCAUAGACGCGAGCGGGCGAGCCCAGGUGACGCCCGCCUCCACGCUGGCCUCCGCGCUGGCCGGCAUCAAGGUGUCGCCGUCCGUGUCCACCGCGCAGCAGCACGCCAUACUGUCCCAGGUGAGCGCUGCUCUCCAGGCGCAGACGGUGACUCUGCGGCAGUCGACGCAGCAGAGCCCGCUGCGUAUCCAGACCUCGGCGGCCGGCACUCCCAUCAUGGCUGUCACCAUGCAGCAGGCCCCGCCCCCUGCCCCCGACCAGACGCAGUGAAUCUUCAAGACCUCUGUGACUGGUUACAGUACAGCGUGCAGUUGAGUGUUAGAUUUUAGAGCAGUGCUUCAGUUUAUACAGAAGACAGUGGUUUUUGCAUAGCGAGAAAACGCUUCCGAACUUUUUCGACAUCAGUUAGUGUUGUCAACUGAUAGCUUUAAGAAAGUGGUUGUAUAUAUAUUCUUGUUAGGUUUCCUUGGUACCUGUUGACAGUAAGUACUUUUCAAAGAUCUAUCUUCUGUAUAUAUUUUUUUAAUUUCACUAUUGUGGUUAUCUAAUAUUUGUAGGAACACUUGGUUUCGUACUUAACGACAGAUGUCAAAACUGUUUUGUGGAAUAUGUGUAUGGUAUCGCAUAUUUGACGCAGCCCUGCGUCCUUGAAGCCGUGGGCCUUAAGUGAACCUUUGUGCCCUAUUAGAAUCUCUCAGCCCAGAGGGAAAAUUCAUUUGUGCAAGUUUUAAGUGUUUUAGUGUGUGUAAGACAGUAUUUUACUUACUUAUAAAUUGUAUUCUGUACCAUUGAGAAUGUAAUUGCUUCAAGUGUGAGAAUAGAUACAUUUUGUGCAUUUUAUUUUACAGAGAAAAUUUUUUUUAAGAAGUUUUUGAACUAAUUCUUUAUUGUGGAUUUUUUUUUAUACCAAUGCUGUUAUGGUCAAAAAGUGGGUGUUGUGAUAACUUUAUGAAAUACGUGUAGUAUGUUUCACAUUCUUUUGGGUAAUUUGAGCUUUUCGUUUUGUUCUUUGUUGCAUUGUGCCGACAUUGAUCUGCAGAUAGUACUGCUUGCUUAAAAAUAUAAUGGUUAAAAAAAUUUUCUUGAGUCUUUUGUAAAGAUAAAUUCACAGUAAUUGAACUAACAUUUUUAGUCAUUGUAAAAAAAGAAAUUGCACGGUACCCUAAGAACACUAUAAAUAUUCUUCAUCAUAAUUAUUCAGUGAUUUUCACAUUUUUCUGCAUUUUGAUGUUUUACUGUAUGUAUUGCAGUUUGGAAGUUUACAGGACAGUAGAUAGUGUAUUAUUAGAACUUUAUUAAAUUACUCCACCGGCAAUAAUUUUAGUGAUUACCAAUACAUUUUUCUAUUAAGUAAAUGAAAGGGUGGUUACUCAACCAGAAUUGUUGGGAAACCGGCUGUGAAUUGUAUUGCUGUCAAGAUGUAUUAUUAAAUGUGAUGAAUCAUUUUGGGGGGUAACAAAAUGACUGCAUACUACAUCACUUAUUGCCACUUUUUUCACUGUUUAUUACUUAACGCUGUGCUAAUAAAACACACCUGCCAUAAGUUUUUCUUUCUUCCUUUUAGUUUUCAAACAUGAUAAAAAAAAACCUGCAGUAGCAGUUUUAAAAAUCUUGUGAUGCACUGAUUUUGAGUUUGGAACAAAUACUACCUAUUGUAGCUGUUUCCAUGGUGCUGCUUCCGGAAAAAUUUUAUAUAGUUUUUUUGUUUCAGGGUCCAAAAACCCAAAACUCAAAAGUUUAUGUACAUGUAUCACAUUUUUUGUGGACACGAUAACUGCCAUAAGUUUUCACAAAUCACUUCCAAACUGCUACAUAAAAUAUAAACAUGGAAAAUCUUGGUCGAGUUUGUUAAUGGGCAAUAUCAGACCAAAACCAAACGGAGUAGAAAUGGAGAAGAUUUUUGGAAAAAACAGAAAAAUUGUAGGAGUAAUACCAGAAACUUUUUUCUAACAACAUUUGUGAUAUGGUGAACCAUAUCUGUAAGGGAUGAAAAAACAAGGGUUAGAGGACAAAAAAAAUCAUAACUCUAUUUGUAGGCACACUUACCGUUCAAAAUGUUUAUAAAUCUUGUAAUUUUUAUCCAAAACUUUUGUCUGAAACUGUUUUUUAUAGUACACACCAUUAUUGCAAGGCCUGGGGUUGGAAUAAGAAAUUAAAAACUUCCCUACCAUGACAACUAGCUAUUCCAUUAUUAUUUUUGUUUAUCUUUAUAAAUAUUGUCUAAAAUUAUUGUUAAAAUAAAUUUUUAUCUAACCAACCAUUACUGCAAGGGGUUGAAAUAACAAGGUUUGAAAGUAAAAUAUGAUCAUUACUUUUUUUAAUAGAUACACUAUCAUAUUGAUAAUAAUUUAUUGUACGAAUUCUAAACUUCAUCUAAAACUUUGGCUGAAACAGUUUUUGAUGAAACAAAUUAUUACCAUGAAAACAUGGGUUUAAAUUUUAAAUCAAUUCAAAACUUUCUUAGUAUUGAAUUAGUUCAAAUUUAUUUGACCACAUUAUUAGUGCAAGAGAUGAAAAAUAGUGUUUGAAGGUAAGAAAAAUUAAAUAAUUACCUUAGUUGGCAUAUAAUAUAAUUUCAUUCGAAGCUAUUCAGUGCUGCUUUCUAAACUAUUCAAUGCUGCAUACAUUAAAUUAAAAUAUUCGUAAUAAUUUCAGUGCAUGGAAAAUGAGCAAAUAUUUAAUCUGUCAUUUUGUAAUAUUGGAGAACAUAAAUGUGUUAUGUACAUUAAAUUCUUAAAAUUUUCGAAAAGUUUAUAGAGUAUUCAAAAUAUUUUCAGAAUAAAUAGGUACGUACUUAGAAAUAUACCUACGCCUGUAGGCUGUGCAUAUUUUUUUAGUCUGUUGUAAGCUUCAAACCUGGAAUUUGUUAAUUAUCAGUACAGUAAAGAGAGGAUUAUUUAAUCCAGAUUGUUAUAAACAGUAGCUGUGUGGAAAUAGCGAUUUUGCCUAAUUAAUUUUUGAAUGUCAAAUAUCUGUUUUAAAAUAAACAUUACAGAUUAUACUUAAAUGUACGAGUUGGGCAGAGUUAUAAGUUAUAGCGUUUGUUGGAUUUCAACAAUUGCAUGAAUCCACUCAUGCAAGUGUUUUGAUCGGUGCCGUAUUUACAAUGUGUGUCUAUCUGAAGAAUGCCAGAUUGUUAAAUUUUGCUCAUUUUAUACUAAGACAAAAAAAAAACAUUGGAUUCAGGUCAUUAAUGAGACUGCUGAGGAACACACGUUAACCCUGAAUUCAAGCCUCCCUUAUUAGUCAUGCAUACUGGUAGACUACAUGACUGUCAGUUAAAUAGUUUAUCUUGCAAACUUAAAUAUUCAUUACUUGAUCUAUUCAUCUCAUAGAUUAAUUUUUAACACGGAGUCAGCAAUGUUUUUUUUUUUUUGCAGAAGUAGACUAGAAUGUAGCCUAUAAUUUUGAGAAAGCUUGUCUUACUGAAUGAUUUCCCAUUGCUGAUUUCCAAGCACUAAUAUGAAAUUAGUCAAACAAAAUUUUUUUGUAUUCAUUAUGGGGGAUCUAAAUUAUUUAUUGAUGGUAAUAACUCCGAAUCAUUUUUAGUAUAUAGACCUAUUUUUGAAGUGAAAGUUGGUGCGAUGUCAUUCUCAUAGCAUAACCAAAAGUGUUACGCUCAUAGAGUAUCAAAAAGUGCAGCGAUUGAUGGCGUGUUUGAAUUAAAGCACAUGCUCAUACUUGCACACUUGCAUAUUUUCUCACUGGCAUACAUGCACCCAUUUUAUAUCUCUAUCUGUAUCCUGAAAUAUGCUGUGACAAUUUGUAAUAAAACUGAGUUGGGAUUCAACAGU